AUAUUUGAGAAGCAGCAUUCAAAAUAGCACACAGAUCUUUAUAGAAUAAAGAUCAUCCUUUUGUUUUUAAUUCUAGAUCUAUUUAGAUCUAGAUCUAGUAUAUCUAGAAUCUCAUGGAAAUUUUUCAUUUGAAGUAAAAUGAACGAAACAAGUGUUCUGGAAUUGAUAAGUAGACUGUGCAACCUUCACAUAGGACCAGCUCAAAGAGCUUACAGACAACAGCCUACUAUUAGCAGAAGUGAUUCCAAGAAAAGAUUGAAAAUCUUGGCAUUUAAUGCAUUAUUUUCAUAUUUAUUUGACAAAAAAGUUGAUGAUAAAACAGUUUGUGACCAUGAAGUUGAAACUAUUUUACUAGAAUUUUACAAACUACGCCUUCAAAGAAAAUAUGAUGAGGCAGAUAGGCUAGAAUCAUUGUUUAAUCAACUGCAACUAGAAGACAAUACAGAAAUUCGGCAUGUUUUAAGGUUUUUGAUAGCAUUAAAAGACACCAAUGACUCACCACAGACACAGGAAGCAGGCUUUCAUUUUCCUAAAACAAAAAAAGAAAAGAAUGUGGAGCACUAUUUCUCACAGCCAUUGUGUUAUGGAGAUUUAAAAAUGUCCCUCAGUUCUGGCCACUAUUAUUUGCAUUAUCCCAGGGAGGUGUUUGAGAAACCUUUCCCAACUGUGAUGAUGACAAACGAGAAGCAAAUUUAUUCUGCAUUUGAUUCCCUGCCUGGACAAGGUUUGGGGCCGGACUGUCUCUUUACUACAAAGUUUUUACUGGAUGACUGUCAUGAGCACAUAACUCACAAUUCUUUGUUUGGUGGGUUAAUGCAAGGAAGAGUUACUGACCUUAAUAUGCUACUACAGCUGCCUGACCUUUCACUGGAUCCUCAGAUUAGAAUCCCAGAGCUUCAGCCAAGAAAAUCUUCUUCACUAACUGAGAUGUCAGAAGAGUCUGGUCUGGGCAGUGGCAGCGCUUCCAUGUCCAGCUCUGUACUCACCAUGGAAGGACACAGUGGCUAUGACGACAGCAUCUGGGAGAAAGCUCUGACUGACCCCAGGUCCAAUCACUACACCUGGGAGUGGAUAGGAUAUCAGCCUGGAAAAACAGAGAAGCCAUUCCUGACAGAAGCAGGACCAGCUGCGUUUGAUGUUCUGAUCAGGCUAAAGCUGCGGGUGUCCACCAUACUGUGUCCAGAUACUGAUGUUGUUCCUCUAGUGACUGUCCAGCCUGACAAGCUGGUUCAACAUAUUCUACUCAUGCUUAUUGGUGUACCAUCCAACAGUUUCUCAUUCAAUCACAGCACCAGUUGUUUUGAUGUUGUUGAUGGCCUCCAUGUGUCUGGAAUAUCUCCAGAAAUGCUGAAAAAUUUUCUGACUGAAUUUUUACACUGUGGGACAUUUUACGUGCGACUGACCCAUUUUUCUCAGCCACCCGUGCUCAACUCAUUCUACACAGGGGGUCUCAUAUUCCAAGCCUUUACAGGGGCCAUAAGGAAAGUGCUGAACCAUUAUACAGCAGCCAUUCUCAGUAUAGCACAUGACAUACAGCUACUGCAGCUGAAGGUUCACAUGUAUAAGGCCAUGCAGCAGAUCAGGUAUUUAGCAGAGUUGUGCCAGUGUCAUGACAAGCCUCCUCCCCAUGUGGCACCUGGAAAUUUUCCAACAGGGAUGAAACUCUUGUCCUACCUGUAUGCUGAGGCUGCAGUCUCCUCCAGUUCCCCCCACUACUCCAUGCUGCUGUCCAUACUUCAGACCUCAUGGACACCUUUUAUGUUGUUUAUCAGAAAUUGGGUAUUCCAUGGUGUCCACAGGGACUAUUAUGAAGAGUUCAUGAUUCAGAUUGAUUUGAGUUGUUUGGAAGCAAGAGAUGAAACCUAUUGGACCAGAGCCUACAGCUUGUCUCCCAACUAUGUGGAAGAUGGAAUUCCAGAAUUUCUCAGAGAAAUUAUUAAUGACAUUGUCACCUGUGGCAAGUCUAUCAACUUGUUACGUAUCUGCAGCCCUCAGCAUUUCAUGUGUAAUGUUACUGAAAGUGACAUCCCACCAGUCACCAUCACAUUUUCUCAAAAAGACUUAAAGAUAACAGAAAGAUAUUGUCAGGUUUAUGUGGCUCGUAUGAGACAAAUUGCCAGGCAAAUUACAGUUGACAGGCAGGAGAUUUUAGAGCGAAUUGAGAGAGAAAAAUUGGAGCUGCAGCAAACUGCCAGACAAAUGGCUGAGAAUGAAAUCAAACGACUACAGGGACAAAUUGAUGAGAGGAGAAGGCGGGUGAAAGCUAAACAACGUGUGGAACUGGACAGACUGAAACAACAAAUGGAGACUGAUAUACAAAGGCGUUCAGAUGAGAAAAAAGAUGAAAAAGAACGAGACAAGCAAUACAUGGCACAGCUGAAUAGAGAGGAGGAGGCACUUUCACAACAGGAGGUUGAGCUAGAAAAGAAAGCCAGGGAAGAGUUGGUGGCAUACUACACAGAGCUGGGGGAAGAAGCCAUGCACAGAGAGAGAGUUGCCUUGUGGAAGGUCAGGCGACAUCAGCUUGGCUAUGCCAGGUAUCUCUUCUUGAAGGCUGAUGCUGAAAGAUGGCGUAAGGAAUACCAGGACCAUCUUGGAGAGGAUGUUGUGGAUGCUGUACUGUCCCCCACCCUCCCUAGCUGGGCCAUGCGCUCAGCUGACGGCACAAUAGAAGUUACAGAUGAAGGGGAGGUAACUCUCCCAACAUGGGCCCUGAGAGAUAACUACACACUUGUGAGAGGGGACUCCUAUUCUCCAGAUAUCAUCAGUUCCUUACCCAACUGGGCUAAAAGAACAGUUUAUCCUGAGAAUUUCCAUCCCAUGUUUAUCACAGAGGACCAUGGAAGUGAUGAGGAUAAUGUGCCUGAAGCACAGUUUGAUCCAGCAGAGCAAGGCACAGACAACCUGAGGGGAGGGGAUGCUGGUCUGGCUGUAACCAGUCAGACAUCAGCUGAGGAAUCUAUACAGAAAAGUAAAGUGACCUCCCACCCUUCUAGAGAGAGUGAAGAAGAACCAGCUGUCCAGCACACCCAUCAAGUUGAAGGCAAGCACGUCACAGAGGAGACAGUCGCCAGUGAGGACAGCAAGCCCAGCAUCAAGAUGGUGGAGGGGGCCAACAUCCUGCAGGAGAGCCAGCCUGCCAGGACAGUCCAGCACAUCAAGACAUCCUCCACCAUGUCAGCCUCCAGACAGUCUCAGCCUGCAGCCCUCAAACCUCAUCUCAAGUUCUCUGCUGGCAAACAGGUCAAUCAGGAAUCUGUAGGGGAGAGAGCCAUGAUCCCCAGGAAGCAGCGGUCAUCCAGUGGUCAAGGUGUGUCCUCAGAGACAGAGUCCAAACUAUGGGGGAUUAAAAAAGCCAGCGUGUUUGGACAUGUCUCUCAGCUGUCCAACGCCAAUUAUGUCGUCACCAUUCCAAAACUCCGGAGACAAAACCAAAGACAUGCCAACAUGGAGUCUGACUACAAAGAGUUUUUGAUCAAACCUGGAGUGCGCAUGAACAAAGCCAUGUCAGCAUCUCAAGAAAGCCAAGCUGUUUCAGGGGAUCAGCGCUCACACAUCCGCACUUAUGCACAUCGUAAUGCAAGCACUGAGUCCCAGCAGGUUGAUGAAAAUGUUGUGCGCAGACAGAAGUUUUUAGCCCGCAAUGCAAGUGGUCAUUCCUCAGAUUCCACCGUCCAGAAACUUUUGUACCCGGAGGCUCGAAGGUUAAACACAGUCCAGGAGGAUGUUGUAGAUGGUGAGUUGGGGGGAAUCACUUUACAAGCAGGUUUGCCCUAUCAACUGGAGAAUUACCAGACUGAAUACACAAGGCUAGAUGAGGCUCCAUGUGUAGACCUGAUGUCCGGCAUUGUUGUGAUUGACCUGGGCAGUUACCUGGUCAGUCCUGUGGCCACCAGUGAGGAUGAGGUUGAGGCUUACAAGAACACACCACUGCCUGUCCUGCUCACACGCUCCAUAGCAGCACCCAUACGAGCUCAGAUCUCCCUGGUCAACACUUCAAUCAUCAACUACUUUACAUCAGAGCUCAAGGUUGAUCAGCACUUUGAAGCUAUCAGGCGAUAUCUUCUUAUGGCUGAUGGGGACUUUGCUGAAAUUCUGGCCAACAUCUUGUUAGAAAAACUGUCCACCAACCCGCUGCCCCAAGAGAUCCUAAACCCUGUAUUUUUGAAUGGUGCCCUGACCAAAGCCAUCAGAUCCUCCAUACAUUCAGAUGAUGAGUACACAAAACACCUCAGCUUCGCCCUCAAGUUCAUGCCCUCUGUGCUCAUGCCUAAUGCCCCCAACUCUCUACGGUGUCUGGAGCUGAGAUACAAUGUGACGUGGCCACUGUGUGUCAUACUCAGCAGCUCAUGCAUGGAGAAGUACUACUGCGUCUUUGACUUCCUGCUGCAGAUCAAGAGAGUGGUCUGGGUCCUGAAGGAUGUCUGGCACAGGCUAAAGAGAGACGCCUUGAUUCACAAAGCAGGAAGUACCUCACAGUUUAGACACCUUCAGCUUCAUCGCCAGGAGAUGGAGCACUUUGUAAAGAUGAUGCAGGGCUACAUCACCAACCAGGUCAUCCUGGUGUCCUGGCAGGAGUUCCAGUCUGACCUGGCUCAACCAAUCGCAGGUCUGGAUCAGCUGAGGACUCUCCAUGAGCGCUAUGUGGACAGGGCCAUUUCAAGGUGUCUGCUGGACAAGAAGGCUGAGAGGGUCAUGAAGAUCAUCCAGGACAUUUUCUGUCUGAUCCUCAAGUUCAGGUCCCAGCUGGUCAGUGCUACCUGGCAACAGGGAGAUCAAGGGCAGGUCACUCACACAAACUUUGCUGCCCUGGUCAACACUUACCAGUCUUUUCAUGUCUACAGCUUCUUUUUGUUUAAAGUUGUUAACAGACUGUCACAGAAAGGCUACCAGCCACAUCUUCAGGAACUUUUGCUACAGCUCAACUUUAAUGGCUACUACACAGAGGCAGCCAGCUGAUGACACUGUGACCUUUGUGAUGCUGACCUUUAACCCUGGGGUCAUUAAAACAUUUGUUACAGCCCAAAGGCUAUUGCACAAAUCUGAUGAACUGGUGACCCUGUGACCUUUAAACUUGAAUUCAUGUUAUUAAUUUGAGCUAGAGAGAUAGGCGAAGGUUGGUCAUAAUGUUGACGCUAUCUUUAUUUGAACAAAUAUGUUUGAUAAACACACUUUUCCAUUUCUUAAAAUUUCUCUAAAGACUUGAAGUGUUGAUUUCUUGCCUCAUACACUGUAACAUUCUCCUACAGUUAAAAAAUCAAAAUGCCCUCCCUUAAAUCUCCUGUCCAGUUUGCCAUAUUGAUGUAUCAUGUUGGAUUGGUUACAAAUGGAAAUGCCUUAUUUUUUAUCCUAUCUAAAUUUUGACAAAGUAUUGUCAUUUGAACAAAAUAUAUCUGUAUUAUUGAAUAGUAAAUAUUGUAAUUUAAAUAACAUCUUUAAAAUAUAUUAAAUACAAGACUCAUCUAUGCAAAAUGUUUUUCUAUUAAAAAAUGUCUUUAACCUUAACAUUGACUCACUGAUACAAUCUAUUGCUUUUUGUAAUUCAAUGAAACUUAUUUAUUUUUAACCAUGCCCUGUUAUUAAUAUGUCGUUUUGUAACAUUACAAAAAUUGUAAAAUAUUCUAAUUGUAAAAAAUCUAAUACUGGUGAGUUUUUUAUUAAACUCCCAGAGGACUGUACAUCCUGUUUAUGCACAAAAUAAUUGAAAACAUAACAUAAAAUUGAUUACA
This is a messenger RNA of Physella acuta, 5729 nucleotides long. RefSeq names its product gamma-tubulin complex component 6. Gene Ontology annotation, molecular function: gamma-tubulin binding; microtubule minus-end binding. Lineage: Eukaryota; Metazoa; Mollusca; Gastropoda; Physidae. Gene Ontology annotation, biological process: cytoplasmic microtubule organization; spindle assembly; meiotic cell cycle. The record is from RefSeq and is a predicted model, not a curated record. Gene Ontology annotation, cellular component: spindle pole; microtubule organizing center; gamma-tubulin complex.